Molecule: messenger RNA, 1650 nt
Organism: Manihot esculenta (cassava)
Lineage: Eukaryota; Viridiplantae; Streptophyta; Magnoliopsida; Malpighiales; Euphorbiaceae
Exons: 1
Coding region: 1-1650 (549 amino acids)
Molecular function (GO): RNA-DNA hybrid ribonuclease activity; nucleic acid binding
Source: RefSeq, a predicted model, not a curated record
AUGGUAGUAAAGAGUCAGACCUUCCAGCAGCACUUGGCAGAUCUGAGAGAAGUAUUUGGGGUGCUGGAGCAAUGCAGAGUAAGGUUGAAUUCGGCUAAGUGUGCAUUCUUCAUCAGAGGUGGAAAAUUCUUGGGGUACAUGGUUAGUGGAAAGGGUAUUGAGCCAAAUCCAGAGAAGGUGGAAGCGAUACUAAAGAUGCCCGAGCCGACCUGCGUGAGAGACGUGCAGAGGCUCACCGGGAGGGUGGUAGCACUUAACCGUUUCAUGUCCAAGUUAGUAGACAGGUGCCUACCAUUCUUCAAGAAACUGAGAAAAGUCCCAAACUUCGAGUGGACUGAGGAUUGCCAACAAGCUUUCAAGAGCCUCAAGCAAUACCUCAGUUCUCUACACGUCCUCAGCAACCCACUAGCCGAGAAGGAACUCCUGAUCUACUUGGCAGCCUCAGAACAAGCUAUAAGCGUCGUGCUAGUAAGAGAAGAGGGAGGAGAACAGAAGCCAAUAUUUUACGUCAGCAAGGUGCUCAAAGAUGCCGAGGUCAGAUACUUAAACAUAGAGAAGUUGGCAUACGCUAUAUUAUUAGCAGUGAGAAAAUUCAGGGUAUACCUUGAAAGCCAUCAAGGAGUGGUGAUGACAGAUCAACCCCUAAAGAAGAUCCUUCACAGACCAGAGACGUCAGGUCGGAUGGUGGCUUGGUCUGUUGAAAUUAGCCCAUAUUGCCUGGAAUAUCGACCUCAGACAACCAUCAAAGCCCAAGCUCUUGCUGACUUCAUAGCAGAAUGCUCGUUCAACGAAGAGCAAACGGAGCCUAGGGAGAAGCCAAAUGAUGUGUUGGGAGGAGAACAGGAAGAGUUGUUCCCUCAGGAAUUCAACUGGAAGUUAUUUGUAGAUGAAGCGUCUAAUGCUGGGGGCAACGGGGCUAGAAUAAUGCUGAAAGGGUCUGAAGGGUUUGAGGUCUGUUAUGUCCUGAAAAUGGAGUUCCCCGCCUCAAACAACAUAGCAGAGUACGAAGCCUUGAUAAAUGGAAUGCUAAUAGCAAUGAAGGUAGGAGCAAUCGACCUAAAAAUAAACAGCGACUCUCAGCUGGUGAUCAAUCAGAUAACUGGGGCAUACCAGGCAAGAGACCCCACCAUGCAAAAAUACCUAGCGAAGGUAAAGGCUGUAGAGGCCAAGCUCGGUGAGCAGGGAAUCACUAUACAGUAUCAGAGGAUACCUAGAGAAGAGAACGAGGAAGCAGACAUGCUCAGUUGUUUGUCUAAAGAAGAGUUGGAGCAACUCCCAGAUGAAGUAUACGUGCAACAUGUCAGCAUCCCAACCUACGAGUGGUCUGUCACAGUAUUGGAGGUCGAAGAAUGGAAGAGCUGGAUGACCCCAUAUCUGGAGUACCUGGAAAAAGGAAAACUCCCUGAAGACAAAGCCGAAGUAAAGAAAAUUUCAGCCCGAGCUACCAAUUACCAAGCGAUAAGGGGAACCCUGUACCGAAGAGGAAAGUUCAGCCCGUGGCUCCGAUGUGUAAGCCCGGAAGAAGCUAGCAGGGUUAUGGAGGAGAUCCAUCAGGGAAUGUUUGGAGCUCAUGAAGGGGUAGAGAUUUUGGCAAACAAAAUUUUCAGACAAGGAUACUAUUGGCCUACAGUCAAGAAGGAGGCAGCAUAA